Molecule: messenger RNA, 3759 nt
Organism: Lagopus leucura (white-tailed ptarmigan)
Lineage: Eukaryota; Metazoa; Chordata; Aves; Galliformes; Phasianidae
Gene: FKBP15
Product: FKBP prolyl isomerase family member 15
Exons: 17
Coding region: 47-2575 (842 amino acids)
Cellular component (GO): growth cone
Source: RefSeq, a predicted model, not a curated record
UCCAAAUUCACUGAGAGGGGCAGCACAACCAGUGGUUUCAUCUUCCAUGAGAUCGUCACAGCCAGCUCAUGCAGUGCUGCCUACAGUGUCAUCACAAGCUCAAGCAUCUGGUUCUGCACCUCCAGUAUCUUCUGCUGCUUUAAUGCCUGCAACCAUCCAAGCCCAUUCAGUUCUGCCUGGAGGAGCACAGGGCUUUCAGUCAUAUCCAGGCAUGCCAUUUGCUUAUUCCCAAACUGCUGCAUCUGCUUCUCAGCUCCAGCCUGUAGGACAGAUGUAUCCUGCACCUUACCAAGCACCUGGGGACGUUACUUCCUUUUUGAUGACAGAAGUUCGGCAGCAUAACACUGAAAUCCGGCUGGCUGUUAGCAAAGUAGGAGAUAAAAUGGAUCAUCUGGCUGCCAAGGUUGAGGAGAUGAAGAAACAAAAUGCCGGGAACAGUUCACUACUGCCUGGUAUCUCAUCUGUUACUAUGGAAGCCUCUAUGAUCAUGAGCAACAUCCAGCGGAUAAUCCAGGAGAACGAGAGACUGAAGCAGGAGAUAUUUGAGAAGAGCAGUCGAAUUGAGGAGCAGAAUGAAAAAAUCAGUGAGCUGAUAGAGCGGAAUCAGAGGUAUGUCGAACAGAGUAACUUGUUGAUGGAGCAGAGGAACCACUCACUGCAAACAACAAAUGAAAACACACAGGCAAGAGUGUUGCAUGCAGAACAGGAGAAGGCCAAAGUUGCAGAGGAGUUGGCAUCUGCCACAGCACAAGUGUCCCAGCUGCAGCUGGAGCUGACUGCACAUCAGAAGAAGGAAAUGGAUCUGCGGAAACAGCUCUCUGCUGCCCUGCAGGAGGCAGAGCGACACGAGGCACAGCUCAACAAAAUGCAGGCACAGUUAGCAGAGCUCCAAGAAGCCUCUGAGGACACCCAAACUAGAUUCAAAGCUGAGAAGCAGAGCCGUAAACACUUGGACAUGAAGAUUUCAGCACUGGAAGAGGAACUAACAGACCUAAAAGUAGAAAAGGAGACUCUUGAAAAGAAUCUUGCUGAGAGGAAGAAGAAAUCCCUCUCUGAGAGAGCUCAAGCAGAGGAAGAGAUGGAAGAAAUACGCAGAUCAUAUCAGCAGGAAUUGGACAAACUUCGACAGUUGCUGAAAAAGGCAAGGACCUCAACUGACCAGGCAGCAGCAGAGCAGCUGUCACUCAUCCAGGCAGAGCUGGAAUCCCAGUGGGAAGCCAAAUGUGAACGGACGCUGGCCUCUGCCAAGGAGCAGCAUGUGAGGCAGUACCAGGAGGUGUGUGAGCAGAGAGACUCCCUGCAGCAGCAGGUGUUGCAGAUGGAAGAGAAGCUGGUAGCUCUGAAACAGUUGAAAAAAGCAGAGGAACAAAAAUUGUCUGAGCUUCAGCAACAUUUGGAACAACUGGAGCCUAUCAAAGAGAAGUAUUCAGCCUUGCAGUCUGAAAUGGUGAUGCUGAAGGCUCGCUAUGAAGAAUGUAUCCAAAAGCUGGAGAAGAAUCAGGACAGAUCUUCACCUGUGAACUUCACAGAAGAAGUAAAGAAGAUAAUGAAUGGGGUAUUUCAGUCUCUUCGGGAUGAAUUUGAGCUGGAGGAGACAUACAGUGGCAGGAUGGUUCUAGGUGUUGUCAUGAACACUAUCAAGACUGUAACACUGCAGCUACUCAGCAAGCAGCAGGAGAGACCAGAGCAUGACAGUAAAAAGGAAGAGGAAUCUGGAGUGGGGAGACCAGAGGGAUCGCUUAGAGCAAAGACAGACCAGGAGGAGCGCGUGCAGCACGGCCCUGCCCGGGGUGCUGUGUGCUCUGCUGAUCCCAGAGAAGUGAGCACACGCUCAUCGUCGUCUGGCCACAAAGGUGAAGCUGCAGCUCCUGCUCCUGAGGCCAGAAUGCCUGAGGAGGAGCAGGCACUGCACAGCAGUGGAGUGCUGGAAGAGGAGGUGGUCCAGCAGGAAUUUCUCUCUUCUGGAGCUGAACGCUGCUUGAAUGCUGAUAAGGGGCCUGAGCUUGUAGAACAGGUCAUUCCCAAGGUGGAUGAGGAUUUUGUUCUGGCUGAGCAAAAGCAGGAGAGCAGCCCCAUAAAGAAAGCAGAGACUGAACAUGGUCCCUUUGGAGUGUCCUUACAGGCAGAAGCUGCAGAUCCUUCUUUUCUAGAAACCGAGACGGAAGAAACAGAUGUGGCUGUGCUUGCAGACAAACCAGCAGCAGAACAGGAGGCAGAGGAGCCUGUGGGAGGUUUAGAGCCCCCUCCCUUAAGAAGUGAGGGAGAAAACUGCACAGACCCGUCAGAUGGAGCUGGUUCUGACCAGGAGCCUGCUUUAGUAUCCAAAACGGAGGAGAAGAGCUCAACUACCAUCAGAGAAGUCCCACAGCAGCAGGAACUGGGCUCCAGUCCCAGCCAAAAGGGCUCCAGGCUCUUUGAGGACGAGGACUUCUUCAAAACAACAUCUCUUAAAUCACCAAAGCCUCGAGUUCCCUCCGAAGAGGAGGAUGAGGAGGAAGUGAGCAUGAAGGGUCGCCCUCCUCCUGCUCCACUCUUUGGUGAUGACGAUGAUGAUGAUCUCGACUGGCUGGGAUGAAGAGCUGCCUGCUGAGCCUGUGAGGCCUCCUGUGGGCACGGCCACUCCCUGUGCACAUAGCACUUAAUGAGCUGCAUUUGUGGGACAGCUGUGAACAACCAAGGACUCCUCGGGCUCUUCUACUGCAGACUGACAGGGCCUGAGAGCAGGAGUCUCCCUUUGCACUCUUGGGCACUCAGACCAGCUGUUCUGAACUGACAGACAUGCACAGAGGUUGGGAUGAGCUGGAGGAACCGACUGGUCUCACUGCGUGUUUGUAUUGCUGUUCUGUGAACCAUUGAUUGAUUAAUCAGAAACUUUAUGCAAAUUUGAACUACAUAAAGUGCUUCAGAAGAACAAGUCUGGCAGGACCCUGCGGUAGGUAACUACUUUUAUAGAAGUCAGACUAAGAGUGAAGAUCUCUUGGCAAUGAUUCUGUCUGCUGCAGCCAGCCCAGCUUCUCUCCUGUGCCUUUUGCUCUGUUGCUGUGAUGAAUGCAGCACGAGUGAAUGGAAUGGAGGCCGGGUGUGCUGUAAUGCAGCCUCAGCUGGGCUCUGCUGGGAGCCAGGAGUGAAGUUCAGCUGCUCAGUGUGAGUGGAGCGAGGAAAGAGGGCAAGGAGGAGAGGCAGCUGUGCAGAGAGGUUGGAUUUUGGAUUUCUCGUGGCACUUCUGUUCUGCACUUAAAGCAACUUAGAAGGAAGGAACGGUAGAUAGUGUUGUUAAAACAAGUAACACACAGACCCCUGUUCCAUUAAUAAGAUGGAAGUUACUAGGGUAAUUCCACCACUGAACUUGGCCUGUGCCAUCUUCUCUGGGGAGAAAAGAAGUAUCUGUGUGCAGCCAUCUGUCAGCCCCCUGCCCCUGUACAGCGCUCUGUGUGGCAAAUGGCCAAAAGCAGCUGAAACUGGAGAGGAGACCAAAGUCUGUGGAGCAGCCAAAUAGCUGCUGGGGCUGUGCUGCUGUCAUAGGGUGAAUGUGGCUGAGGUUUCCUAACAGCUGCUCCAGACAUCAAAGAAUCGAAUUGUAUCUCAGUGCUGAAAGUUGAUGGUGUCUGAGUGCACAAACCCUGCUGUGCUCCAGCCUCCCUGCUGCAGCAGUGCCCUGUGCAGGUUGCAACUAACACAUUCCGCUCCUUGUUUCCUGUUACAGGUAGCCUGAAGGACUUGCAUUUCAUUUCUUGAUAAAUAAAGUGCAAUUAAACCUGU